Messenger RNA from Saccostrea cuccullata (small rock oyster), 4093 nucleotides. Its product is annotated as fibropellin-1-like. Gene Ontology annotation, molecular function: Notch binding; peptidase inhibitor activity. The transcript has 18 exons. The record is from RefSeq and is a predicted model, not a curated record. Lineage: Eukaryota; Metazoa; Mollusca; Bivalvia; Ostreida; Ostreidae. Bases 222 to 3386 code for a protein of 1054 amino acids. Gene Ontology annotation, cellular component: extracellular region.
UUUUGUUUCAGGUCAUAGCUUUCCUUUUAAACCACUGAUUGGCGGGUUUCUCGGCUCCUAUUGACCAGAAUCUUUGAAGCAGAACACUAAGCUUCAAUAUCACACUACAAGGGUUACCCUGUUUAUUCCGGAUAUAUAUGUUCUAAGAUGAGAAAGCUAGAAUAGUGUUGACCACUCUGAGGGGAAAAAAAUUAAAACAGUAGAGCGGAAGGAGGGCCAAAAUGAACAGGAAACUAAUUUUUGUGAUUUUCGUCUUGGCAGCAUUUCUGGUUCUUGCGGGAAGUGGACGAAGGAGACGUCGUCGUCGUAACUGUCCCAGAACAGAUGAGGAUUCUAACGGCGACCAUUGGUGUUGUGACGUCAUAACCAAGAAUGAGACUCACUGGGACUUGUUUUGGUGGCCCUGUGACGAAAUCGAUGCUCUCCAAGAGGACUAUGGCGACGAGCAUCCAUCCGAAGAAGAAUGGAAUUGGUGUGGAACGGAUGGAAGUGACCGAAGGCGCAGGUCUUCGGGAAGAUCCUGGUAUAACCUUUGCCCUCUGUGGGUUGCUUACAAUGUCACUGUUAAUUACAACAUCUGGAGUUGUUGUCCAGGGUGGAAUGAAGAUGUAUAUGGCUAUUGUUCUAUCGCGGAGAGUGGUACUGGUCCUUUAUAUUGUGAUAAUGGUGGAUCCCUUAUUGAUAACUCGUGUGUUUGUCUUGAUGGGUUCAUAGGAACUCACUGCGAGACGCCUGUUUGCAAACCAGACUGUCAAAACAAUGGCCAUUGUGCAGCUAGAGAUGGAAAGCCAAUUUGUGUUUGUCCCGAAAAUUUUGGUGGCGAUCAAUGUCAAACACCCAUCUGUGAAAAGCCAUGCCUGAAUGGCGGACUCUGCGUUGCAGACGCGUGUGAGACUAGAUGUCGCUGCAAAGCCGGAUAUGCUGGCAAAUUCUGCGAAAUAGUUAUAAAAGAGGGCGACUGUCCAAUCAACAUGCCAAGUAACACUUGUGGUCAAGGAUGCAGCACUGAUAACGACUGCGCAGGCGUCAACAAAUGCUGUUAUCACCAAAGCUGCGGUUUCAAUGAAUGUAUGAAGCCAAUCAACUCGAGUCGCUGUGUUUACCAGAAUCAUACAUACAAUGUCGGAGAGCAGAUGAAGAAAGACGACUGCACUACUUGUAUUUGCCAGGGAGAAGGGAUGUCAUAUGACCCUUCUGGUUUUGACUGUUACACCAUUGACUGUUUCGUCACUUCCUGUCCCGAUGGAAUGGUGUAUAGAAAUAUCCCUGGGCAAUGUUGUGGGCAGUGUGAAGCAAUAAAAUGUCCCACCAGUUGUGGCCAAGGCCACUGUGAUCUUGUGUACGGAAACCCACAAUGCAUCUGUCCAGCAAACUUCCGAGGAACAUCAUGUGACACACCCGUCUGUGACAAACCUUGCCUGAAUGGAGGGACUUGCAUUGCUGGAGGGACUUCAAACGUCUGUCUUUGUGGUCCUGCAUACACUGGAAGGCACUGUGAAACUCGAAUUCCUGACAAAGAGGGAAUAUGCCCACGGGUUGGAAGCUCUCAUCUCUGCGGAAAUAGCUGUAAUAGUGACUGGCAAUGCGCAGGCUCAGAGAAAUGUUGUUUGACUUCCUGUGGCCAAGUGUGCGUUCCGCCAUUGAAUCCCCAUAUUUGUAUUCACGAGAACAUGACGUAUGGCAUUGACACUAUGAUUACUAAAGACAACUGUACUACAUGUAUCUGUAAAGGACAAGGAAAUGCAGAAGAACCGAGUGGAUUUGCAUGUAGAGAGACGCCUUGUCCUCUUAUGAUGGGUUGUGCGCCAGGAUAUUCAUACAAGAAACUCCCUGGGGAAUGUUGUGCCAGAUGUGUAGCAAUUGAAUGUCAACAACCUUGUCAGCAUGGUGGAGAUUGUCGAUUACAUCAGGGUUCUCCAAAGUGCAUUUGUUCAGAAUAUUUCCAAGGAGAAUUCUGUGAAAUUGCCAGAUGUCCAGUUCCUUGUCAAAAUGGAGGACGAUGCGUUGCCAAUGGUGACCGUGACGUGAUGUGUGCAUGUCCCGUCGGAUUCUCGGGCAAAUACUGCGAAUCAAAAGUUGGUGAAAAGAAAGGAAUAUGUCCAUCCACCAAAGGAAGUGUAGGCAUUUGUGCUGAAAUGUGCUCCCAUGAUUUGCAAUGUCCAGGGGAUAAUAAAUGUUGUUCUAAUGGAUGUGGACAUGAAUGUAGUGUCCCCCUAGACCCAAAUAUCUGCAAGGUUGGAAACGUGACGUACCGGAAAGGCGAACAAAUUCAGAAAUCAGUAUGUCAGAACUGUGUAUGUAUGGGUCAAGGUCACGGAUACGAUGCCAGUGGCUUUAAAUGUACAGUAACUGACUGUCCACAGAUCAUGUGUGCACCAGGAUUUGAGUACAAAGCCUCAAAAGAACGAUGCUGUCCAUAUUGUGAAGAAAUUCCAGUUCCUCCACCAAAAUUUCAACGGUGUCCAGCACAAAUUACGUUGGAGGUCAAUUCGUAUGAUAGAUUAGUAGACCUUCAGAAAUAUCUGUUACCAAAACUUCAAGUCAUUGAUGGUUGGGGCCAAGUUUUGGAAGUUUCCCUUAGUGCAUUACAACUUGAGCACUGUAUGUGUCCACAGAGUCAACGCAAUAUUCACAAUGUUGUUGCAAAAUCAAAACCAGACAAGUACGGACGCAUCGCAACAUGCGCUAUGGCCGUGAAAGUGAAAGAUGUUCAUCCUCCGGUUUUCGCUUCGUGUCCUUCCAACAUCGAGCUUUUUACCACAGAAUCUGUAAUGUGGGACAGACCAACUGUCAAUGACAAUGUAGGAAUAGGUAGUAUUGAUUUCCUUGGUUCACGAGGUAAUAACACCAAAUUUCCAAGUGGGAACUACUUACUUGGCUACAUUGCCAGGGACUUUGAAGGAAAUGUUGCUGUGUGCCAGUUUAAAGUUUCAGUCUGGGAGAAAGAUUCCACAGAUAUCAGCAUGCCUCAUCAAAUGAAAAGAGUUCAAGAGGAAACAGCGGAAGGCAAUAAAAUGUUCAUCGGAAUUGGUGCAGCCCUUGGAGCUCUGAUAACUAUUGGUGUUGUUGUCGUUCUUUAUAUAUGCUGUCGUAGAUCUGCUGCUGCGCGCGCAGCCAACAAUAGAACCAGGUCUCCAUCCGCUUCGUUCAACAAUGGCUUUGAUAAUGGAAUUUACGCUAUAUAUGGCGCAUCCCCGCCGGAAUACGAGGUUCCGGGUAAGGGAAAACUCCCGGAGUAUUCCGCCUCCGAUCCUCCGGAGUAUGAGUCCAUAGAUCCUCAUCCACAAAAGUCCUAUGGAGUGGAAAACAUGGCGUACGUCAGUACUAUUGAUGUCAAAAUGGAGUUUGACAACAAGUUCAAUGAAAACGCGAGCGAAAAAAAUUGAAAUACCUUUGACAAAACUUGCGUGAACAAAUUCCUAAAUAUGCAUCUGCUUUUUAACUAACGUGUAUAUAUUUGAUUUUUUUUUAUAUUGAUAAUGCUUAAUGUGCUGAAAUUUUGUUAUUUGUAUUUCGUACUUUUGUGCUUAAACAAUUGCUAUCACGCAUCUCUCGAGUUUUAAACAAAUAUCAAUUCAUAACUCGAAUCAAAAUUAUAACUUUCAGUUUAUAUAUCUUGUGGAAGUUACUAUUUAAUCAUACUUUUACCUAUUUGUGGGUUUUGAGUUCAGAUUAAAUAUAUUUGUUUUCAGGCAUUUCUAAACUUGCAUCAUGUAUAUGAAUUUUGUUUGAUUUUUUUUUUUGUUAGCUUGCUUGUUUGUUUGUUUGUUGCAUUAUAUUGUUUUCUCUGUAGCCGUAUUAAAAUUGUAUGCGUAAGCCUAAUUAUCGUCCUGCACGUGAAUGUCACAAACAUGUAAUGAAAUAAUGCUCAAUAAUUUGAUAUUAUUUUCAAGAGAAAGAAAAGUGGAAUUUUAUUUUUUAAGCAUAAUAUUUUUGUUAAAAAUGUGAACUUGUUGCCUUGGUAAUUUUUAAAUUUUCAGACAGCUGGUCUGUUCAUGAAAAGUUGAAAAAUUGUGCUUUGUUUGUAUAUAGUCCAUGUUUUUGUUGUUUUCUUGCAAUAUACUCAAUAUUAAUAAAAACAUAUAUUAAAAGA